AUGAAGGAUCUUGCUCGGCGCAAGGAGAAGCUACGAGUAAAAGAGGAUGAGUUACGUAAAUACCGUCUGCGAUUCCAGGAUUCCAUUUUGGUGAGAGGGAAUUUUAGUAAUUAGCCUCUUUAUAUAUAUAUUUAAAAAGUGAACUGAAAGGAUUUUACAUCUAAGGCCAGAACAGCCAAACUGGAAGCUGAGAAUUUUUUUCAGUUCUGCUAUUUUGAACUUAAGGAAAUACUGUAGGGUCAAGAACACAAAUAUGUAAUCCUAACCCUAUAGUGUUAAAACCACAAUCUAGCCCCCAUGAAUCCCCUCCUCUUUAAGCCCAUAAAUAUAGUAAAAUCUUACUUGUAUUCAAGUCUGCAGCUGCUGCUUCUGCCACUGAUCUGCCUGCUUGGCUGGCAUCAUCAGAAGUGGUGGUCUGAGCCAAUCGCAAUGCCUCCCAUAGGAUUGGCGGAGACUGUCAAGGAAGCAGAUCGGGGUGGGGCCAGCACAAUUCAAACAUGGCCCUGGCCAAUCGGCAUCUCCAAAUAGAGAUACAUUCAAUCAAUGUAUCUUUAUGAGGAAAGUUCAGUGUCUCCAUGCAGAGGGAGGAGACACCGAAUGUCAGUCACACUGUGUAGCAAUGCCCCAGGAAGCAUCUCUAGCAGUCAUCUGAGGAGUGGCCAGUAGAGGUAUCCCUAGGCUGUAAUGUAAACACUGCAUUUUCUCUGAAAAGAAGAAUCCUGAAGGGAUUGAUUCUACUCACCAGAACAAAUACAAUAAGCUGUAGUUGUUCUAGUGACUAUAGUGUCCCUAUGAAUUUGAUUUGAAUUCACCAUGAAUUCUCACUGUAUACAUGUAUUUUGCCAGUGGGACGGACCACCCAUUUGUUGCAAUGAACACAUUAUAAUUGUAGUUGCCCUUUUCAAAGAUAUAAGAAGGUGGGCUACACAUCCAGACCCACUCGAUAACAAAUCACAACACUACUUGAACCUAACAGGGAUCCAUCCAAAUUUUGCCAGCGAACUCGUGGGGGGUACGAUUCCUAAAACAUAACUAUUCUUUUUCUUUUAAAAAAAAACACCUGUAGACUAUUGCCAUAACCUUAGCUUAGAAUUACAGAUAAUCUUCAAAGCAUUGAACCAGGAAGGGAUCAAUCCAUUCUUUCAAUUAAACGUUGUGUUACUCUCCAAGAAGGUCUGAAACAUGUUAGGACUUCUUUUUGUGCUAUGAUGCAUCUCUGUAUGUACCUAUUAUCACUAAUACAGAGAGCAGACUGAGUGCAUGGCAGUAUUCCCAUAGAAACCAUAUAUCUCGUCCCGAAAAAUCCCCAAAACCAUAUAGCGCAUUCCGACAUACCCCAGGACACAAUAUAUCACAUGCCGACAGAUCUCAGGAAACCAUAAAUCGCAUGCCUACCUACCCCAGGAAACCAUAUAGCGCAUGCCGACAGACCCUAGGACACCAUAUAACGUGUGCCAACAGACCCUGGGAGGACAUCAUAUAGCGCAUGCCGACAGACCCCAGGAAACCAUCUAGCACGUGCCAACAGACCCCAGGAAACCAUAUAUCAAAUGUCUACUGACCCCAGGAAACCAUAUAGCGCAUGCCAACAGACCCCAGAACACCAUAUAACAUGUGCCGACAGACCCCAGGACACCAUACAGCGCAUGCCGACAGAUCUCAGGAAACCAUAUAGCGCAUGCUGACAGACUCCCAGGAAACCAUCUCGCACGUGCCGACAGACCCCAGGAAACCACAUAGCGCAUGCCUACCGACCCCAGGAAACCAUAUAGCGCAUGCCGACAGACCCUAGGACACCAUAUAACGUGUGCCAACAGACCCUAGGAGGACACCAUAUAGCGCAUGCCGACAGACCCCAGGAAACCAUCUAGCACAUGCCGACAGACCGCAGGAAACCAUAUAUCAAAUGUCUACUGACCCCAGGAAACCAUAUAGCGCAUGCCAACAGACCCCAGAACACCAUAUAACAUGUGCCGACAGACCCCAGGACACCAUACAGCGCAUGCCGACAGAUCUCAGGAAACUAUAUAGCGCAUGCCGACAGACCCCCAGGAAACCAUCUAGCACGUGCCGACAGACCCCAGGAAACCAUAUAGCGCAUGCCGACAGAGCUCAGGAAACCAUAUAGCGCAUGCCGACAGAUCUCAGGAAACCAUAUAUCACAUGCCUACCGACCCCAGGAAACCAUGUAGCGCAUGCCUACCGACCCCAGGAAACCAUCUAGCACGUGCCGGCAGACCCCAGGAAACCAUAAAUCACAUGCCUACCGACCUCAGGAAACCAUAUAGCGCAUGCCGACAGACCCCAGGACACCAUAUAGCGCAUGCCGACAGAUCUCAGGAAACCUUAUAGCACAUGCCGACAGAGCCCAGGAAACCCUGUAGCACAUGCCUACCGACCCCAGGAAACCAUCUAGCACGUGCCGACAGACCCCAGAAAACCAUAAAUCGCAUGCCUACCGACCCCAGGAAACCAUAUAGCGCAUGCCGACAGACCCUAGGAGGACACCAUAUAGCAUAUGCCGACAGACCCCAGGAAACCAUCUAGCACGUGCUGACAGACCCCAGGAAACCAUAUAUCAAAUGCCUACCGACCCCAGGAAACCAUAUAGCGCAUGCCGACAGACCCCAGGACACCAUAUAACGCGUGCCGACAGAUCUCAGGAAACCAUAUAGCGCAUGCCGACAGACUCCAGGAAACCAUAUAUCGCAUGCCUACCGACCCCAGGAAACCAUAUAGCGCAUGCCGACAGACCCCAGGACACCAUAUAACACAUGCCGACAGACCCCAGGACACCAUAUAGCAAAUGCUGACAUACCCCAGGAAACCAUAUAGCGCCUGCCAACAAACCCCAGGAAACCACAUAAUGCAUGUCGACAGAACCCAGGAAACAAUAUAGCGCAUGUCGACAGACCCCAGGAAACCAUAUAUUGCAUGCCAAUAGACCUCAGGAAACCAUAUAUCCCAUGCCGACAGAUCCCAGGAAACCAUAUAGCGCAUGCCAACAAACCCCAGGAAACCACAUAAUGCAUGUCGACAAAACCCAGGAAACCAUAUAGCGCAUGUCGACAGACCCCAGGAAACCAUAUAUUGCAUGCCAAUAGACCUCAGGAAACCAUAUAUCGCAUGCCAAUAGACCUCAGGAAACCAUCUAGCACGUGCUGACAGACCCCAGGAAACCAUAUAGCGCAUGCCGACAGAUCUCAGGAAACCAUAUAGCGCAUGCCGACAGACCCCAGGAAACCGUAUAUCGCAUGCCUACCAACCCCAGGAAACCAUAUAGCGCAUGCCGACAGACCCCAGGACACCAUAUAACACAUGCCGACAGAGCCCAGGACACCAUAUAGCAAAUGCUGACAUACCCCAGGAAAUCAUAAAACGCAUGCCGACAGACCCCAGGAAAUCAUAAAACGCAUGCCGACAGACCCCAGGACACCAUAUAACGUAUGCUGACAGUCCCCAGGAAACCAUAUAUCGCAUGCUGACAAACCCCAGGAAACCAUAUAUCACAUGCCGACAAACCCCAGGAAACCAUAUAUCGUCUGCCGACAGAGCCCAGGAAACCAUUUAGUGCAUGCCGACAGACCCCAGGAAACCAUAUAUCGCAUGCUGACAAACCCCAGGAAACCAUAUAUCACAUGCCGACAAACCCCAGGAAACCAUAUAUCACAUGCCGACAGAUCUCAGGAAACCAUAUAGCGCAUGCCAACAAACCCCAGGAAACCACAUAAUGCAUGUCGACAGAACCCAGGAAACCAUAUAGCGCAUGUCGACAGACCCCAGGAAACCAAAUAUUGCAUGCCAAUAGACCUCAGGAAACCAUAUAUCGCAUGCCGACAGAUCCCAGGAAACCAUAUAGCGCAUGCCAACAAACCCCAGGAAACCACAUAAUGCAUGUCGACAGAACCCAGGAAACAAUAUAGCGCAUGUCGACAGACCCCAGGAAACCAAAUAUUGCAUGCCAAUAGACCUCAGGAAACCAUAUAUCCCAUGCCGACAGAUCCCAGGAAACCAUAUAGCGCAUGCCAACAAACCCCAGGAAAUCACAUAAUGCAUGUCGACAAAACCCAGGAAACCAUAUAGCGCAUGUCGACAGACCCCAGGAAACCAUAUAUUGCAUGCCAAUAGACCUCAGGAAACCAUAUAUCGCAUGCCAAUAGACCUCAGGAAACCAUCUAGCACGUGCUGACAGACCCCAGGAAACCAUAUAGCGCAUGCCGACAGAUCUCAGGAAACCAUAUAGCGCAUGCCGACAGACCCCAGGAAACCGUAUAUCGCAUGCCUACCAACCCCAGGAAACCAUAUAGCGCAUGCCGACAGACCCCAGGACACCAUAUAACACAUGCCGACAGACCCCAGGACACCAUAUAGCAAAUGCUGACAUACCCCAGGAAACCAUAUAGCGCCUGCUGACAGACCCCAGGACACCAUAUAACGCAUGUUGACAGAUCCCAGUAAACCAUAUAUCGCAUGCCGAUAGACCCCAGGAAAUCAUAAAACGCAUGCCGACAGACCCCAGGAAAUAAUAUAACGCAUGCCGACAGACCCCAGGACACCAUAUAACGUAUGCUGACAGUCCCCAGGAAACCAUAUAUCGCAUGCUGACAAACCCCAGGAAACCAUAUAUCACAUGCCGACAAACCCCAGGAAACCAUAUAUCGUCUGCCGACAGAGCCCAGGAAACCAUUUAGUGCAUGCCGACAGACCCCAGGAAACCAUAUAUCGCAUGCUGACAAACCCCAGGAAACCAUAUAUCACAUGCCGACAAACCCCAGGAAACCAUAUAUCACAUGCCGACAGAUCUCAGGAAACCAUAUAGCGCAUGCCAACAAACCCCAGGAAACCACAUAAUGCAUGUCGACAAAACCCAGGAAACCAUAUAGCGCAUGUCGACAGACCCCAGGAAACCAAAUAUUGCAUGCCAAUAGACCUCAGGAAACCAUAUAUCGCAUGCCGACAGAUCCCAGGAAACCAUAUAGCGCAUGCCAACAAACCCCAGGAAACCACAUAAUGCAUGUCGACAAAACCCAGGAAACCAUAUAUUGCAUGCCAAUAGACCUCAGGAAACCAUCUAGCACGUGCCGACAGACCCCAGGAAACAAUAUAUUGCAUGUUGACAGAUCCCAGGAAACCAUAUAUCGCAUGCCGACAGACUCCAGGAAACCAUAUAUCGCAUGCCGACAGACGCCAGGAAACCAUAUAGUGCAUGCUGACAGAUCCCAGGAAACCAUAUAACGCAUGCCGACAGACCCCAGGAAAUCAAUUAUAGCAUUCCGACAGACCCCAGGAAACCAUAUAGCGCAUGCCAACACACCCCAGGAAACCAUAUAGCGCAUGCCAACAGACCCCAGGAAACCAUAUAGCGCAUGCCGACAGACCCCAGGAAACCAUAUAGCGCAUGCCGACAGACCCCAGGAAACCAUAUAGCGCAUGCCGACAGACCCUAGGAAACCACAUAGCACAUGUCAACAGACCCCAGGAAACCAUAUAAUGCAUGCCGACAGACCCCAGGAAACCAUAUAGCACAUGCCAACAGACCUCAGGAAACCAUAUAUCGCAUGCUGACAGACCCCAGGAAACCAUAUAGCACAUGCCGACAGACCUCAGGAAACCAUAUAUCGCAUGCUGACAGACCCCAGGAAACCAUAUAGCACAUGCCGACAGAUCCCAGGAAACCAAUUAUCGCACUCCGACAGACCUCAGGAAACCAUAUAGCGCAUGCCGACAGACCCCAGGAAACCAUAUAGCGCAUGCCGACAGACCCCAGGAAACCAUCUAGCAUGUGCCGACGACCCCAGGAAACCAUAUAUCGCAUGCCGACAGAACCCAGGAAACCAUAUAACGGAUGCCGACAGACCCCAGGAAACCAUAUAGCGCAUGCCGGCAGACCCCAGGAAACCAUAUAUCGCAUGCCAACAGACCCCAGGACCCCAUAUAAUGCAUGCCGACAGACCUCAGGAAACCAUAUAUUGCAUGCAGACAGACCCCAGGAUACCAUAUAUCGCAUGCCGAUAGACCGCAGGAAACCAUAUAGCACAUGCCGACAGACCCCAGGAAACCAUAUAUUGCAUGCAGACAGACCCCAGGAUACCAUAUAUCGCAUGCCAAUAGACCGCAGGAAACCAUAUAGCACAUGCCGACAGACCCCAGGAAACCAUAUAUCACAUACCGACAGACCCCAGGACACUAUAUAGCGCAUGCCAACAAACCCCAGGAAAUCAUAUAUCGCAUGUCGACAGAAGCCAGGAAACCAUAUAGCGCAUGCCGACAGACCCCAGGAAGCCAUAUAACGCAUGUCCACAGACCCUAGGAAACCAUAUAUUGCAUGCCGACAGAUCUCAGGAAACCAUAUAGCGCAUGCCUAGAGACCCCAGGAAACCCUAUAUUGCAUGCCGACAGAUCUCAGGAAACCAUAUAACGCAUGCCGACAGACCCCAGGAAACCAUCUAGCUCAAGCUGACAUGAGGUUUACCUUGUGUCAUGCAUUGGAGUAAGGCACUCACUAUCUAAUGUUCUUGCAAUUUGUCCAGAGGCUGAGACUCAUACUCCCAAAUAUUUCAAACAGCACUAUGUCCGUCAUUUAAGGCCUCGCAAUGUGGCAAAAAAUAAGGUAAGAGCCUUCAUUCCAGGUGACAUGUCUUGCCCUUUCCACUUUUUGUUUGUGUGCUAUUCAGACCUCUGGUAUGUUAAACCAUGACAUAACUAGAUCAUUUGUAAUAAUUACUGAGAACUUCAGGUUUAUCAGAAAAUCUGCCGUUGAAGCGGUUAUUGAAACUGAGAGAAAUGACUCCUAAAUUCCAGAUUUUCAGAAAACCCAGGGCUAACAAUGACAGGGUGCUAAAAUUCAUCCUGGGCUCUAGACCGGCCCCUCUCUAGAAACACCCUAUACUGUGGUGUCAGGUGUGACGGCCCAAGGCGUGUGGUUGUGUGGUUUCCUGCAGUGUUUGGAACACUCUGCACUAGCUACAAGCAACAGUCCCACAUGGACUUUAGAGGGGACUACGGGAAAUUUGCCCAAGAAGCCCCAGAGAUAUUUUCUCACUUUCCACUGAUGAUCAGAAAACUAGCAUAAAAUGUCCUAUGUGUUUGAAAUAUCCAUUAACAGGAUAAAGAAGAGAAAUGUGUGAAAUCAGCCAGGAAAGCAGAGAAAGAGCGAAAUGUACUAAAUCAGAAGGAAAAAGAAUUAAUCGUCCUGCGUGAAGAGCACGGAAAGAUGAAACAGAAGAGGGCGCAGAUCCAAGCACAAAUGCAAAAAUAUAGCAAGUUCUACCAGUUCCUACAGAAAGUGGUGGACAUGUCUGCAGAGGUAAGAGAGGGAAAGAUAAUGGCAUUCACAUUUCCCCUUGGAUGAACCUGAUCCAAUCCAUAUAAAUAAUAUCCUGAUUUUUAAAAACAUCUGUAGAAUCUGAAAAACCACCUAUUCAGGCAGAUCAUUCCACAUCCUUAUUGUUCUUACUGUAAAGAACCCUUUUCUCUGCUGCACGUAGUGGUUUGUACUGAUCCUGUGUAUAUUUGUAUAGUGCAAUCAUAUCCCCUCUGAGACACCUUUUUACCAAAGAAAUCAAAUGCUGUUUUUCUAGUCUUUCUUCAAUGCUAAUGUUUUCCAUCCCCCUUUCAGGAUUAUAGUUGAUCCAGCAUGCAGAAUAGUAUCACACCUAGGUUUAAGGAUAACAUCUAACCGGACCUUAGAAUGGCCUUAGAAUGGCCUUAGAAUGGCCGGACUUAACGUACCAGAGACUAGUCAAAAUACUUGCCGAGGUCAGGAACACAGAAUGAGACAUAACGAUGAGGAAAGCCAGAAGUCAAGGAUACCAGAAGUCAGGGAAGUCGAAAUGAAGCCAAAGUCAAUUACCAGAAAACACAGGAACACAAUCUCAGAUAACCAGCUAGCGGAAACCACGACAGGGCACUGACAAAAAUGUAAUUUGGGUUUAAAUAACCCUCUGUAGGCUGUAAUUGGCAGUCUCUGACCUCUGACCCCUGACCCCAAAACGUGCGUGCGCGUCUAUAACGUGACGUUGCACGCACGUUGGCACCAUCUUCGAUGUGGGCGAAGGUAAGUUUAUUAUAAAAACCUGAACCACAGCGGCCGGCGUUCCUAAGAACGUCGCACCCGCUGGGUACCAGAACGGAGUGAGACUGGGAAGCUGCCCGUUGCGACCAAGGCAAGUCUGAUACAUCUCUGUCUUCUGCCGGCGUGGCUGCACAUAAACUAGGCAGCCACGCCAGCAGAAGAUCCAGGAGCCAUGACACCCCCUUAUUUAUGUUGUAGCUUGCCUCUGCACUUUUUCUAGUUCUACAAUAUCCUUCUUUAAAACUGGUGCCCACAAUUUUAUAAAAUCCUAGAGCCAGGAAUAUCACCGCUGUUCACUAAAGCAAGCUAUCGUCACAAUUGUUAAGUGCUACAAUUUCGAUUAUUCCCAAAUCAGGGAAAGAUCCAAAUAUUAUCACCAAUUAUCGUCCGAUCAUCUUAUAAAUCUGGACACAAAAAAUCUUGAAAAAAUUCUAGCAAAUAGAUGUAGCAAAGUUUUCCCUAAAUGUGACAGGUCCCCUAUGCCCCGACUGAGCACACCCAUUCAAACAGCUUCUUCCCGCUACCAAGCCACAGAUGUCAGCCCAUUCACGAAGAUUCAGUCAGCUAA
Molecule: messenger RNA, 8642 nt
Organism: Pelobates cultripes (western spadefoot toad)
Lineage: Eukaryota; Metazoa; Chordata; Amphibia; Anura; Pelobatidae
Source: the annotation of a GenBank genome assembly